This is a messenger RNA of Sardina pilchardus (European sardine), 1567 nucleotides long. RefSeq names its product fibroblast growth factor 11a (gene fgf11a). Lineage: Eukaryota; Metazoa; Chordata; Actinopteri; Clupeiformes; Clupeidae. Gene Ontology annotation, molecular function: growth factor activity; sodium channel regulator activity. Gene Ontology annotation, cellular component: nucleus; cytoplasm. The transcript has 5 exons. The record is from RefSeq and is a predicted model, not a curated record. The coding region runs from base 276 to 1016 and encodes 246 amino acids. Gene Ontology annotation, biological process: regulation of voltage-gated sodium channel activity.
CUUGUGGACUCCACCCACCCACACACACACACUCUCCUAUUUCUACCCCUGUUCGACCCCCCUCUCGUCUCCCAACCCCCCGGGUUGCCGUGGGAGACCCUUUCCCCCUUCGUCCGUCCCCUCAACUGUGAGCGCCCCAGCCGUCCGUCCUUGCGCCACCUCCGUCUCCGGCGCCCUGGGAGACCCGGCAGGGGGGCGGCCGACCUCAGCCCCUCGCGCCCCCCACUCGCCCGGCGAACGGCUAAGGCUCCGCCGCCGCCGCCGCCGCCGACAACAUGGCCGCCCUCGCCAGUUCGCUCAUCCGGCAGCGUCGGGAGGUGAAGGACCCGCAGGCCAACCGGCAGAUCGCCAACAAGCGCAAGCCGUGCCCCAAGAGCAACAAGUCGCUCUGCCAAAAGCAGAUCCUCAUCCUCAUCUCCAAGGUCCGGCUAUGCGGCAGUCGAGGGCGAAAACUCGAGAAAAGACCGGAGCCCCAGCUGAAAGGCAUUGUCACACGCCUGUACUGUCGGCAUGGCUUCUACCUCCAAAUGCUCCCCAAUGGCACCAUGGACGGCACAAAGGACGAAAGCAGCUCCUUCUUGCUGUUCAACUUGAUUCCAGUGGGGCUGCGGAUCGUGGCCAUCCAGAGCAGUAAGACAGGGCUCUACGUCGCCAUGAACAGCGAGGGAUACAUCUACGCCUCGGAACACUUUACGCCGGAGUGUAAGUUUAAGGAGUGUGUGUUCGAGAACUACUACGUGACGUACUCCAGCAUCCUGUACCGGCAGACGCAGUCGGGCCGGGCCUGGUACAUUGGCAUCAACCGCGACGGCCAGGUCAUGAAGGGCAACCGGGUCAAGAAGACCAAAGGGGCCGCCCACUUCCUACCCAAACUCAUAGAAGUGGCCAUGUACAGAGAGCCUUCACUGCACGAGAUUGGAGAGCAGAGCCCUCCACGGAAAACGGCCAAGACAUCUGACUCGCCCGUCCACCAGAACAGCAAAAAAGAACCGCCGGCCAAGAUGGCCGCCUCCUAGCGCCGGCCGAAACCGGGGCACGGACGUGAAUGUGACCAUGGGACAAGAGCACAGGGCAGGGCACACACAAACAAAAACAAACAAACAAACAAACAAAGAUAACUAACAAACUAACCCAAGGGGGGGAAAAAAUCAAAUCAGUGUGAACUACAUGCAUCUGACCUCGGAGAACUACAUUUCCCAUGAUUCAGUUCUGGGCAUCAGUGAACUCUACCUGACAGAUGUGAAACCCAAUGGGAAUCUGCCCCGUCUUGCCCAGCCCACUGACACACAACAACAACAACAACAACAACAACAACAACAACCACCACCACCAACACUCAACCCCAAAUAUACUUGCUGAUUUCAGAGCAAUAAAACUGACCACUCAGAGCAAGUGGGAGACUUGUGGCCCGUCACGGUAGUCUUCCCCCCCGCUGAACCCAAGAGGAAUGGAAACAUUUCCUUUUGUUUGUUUUUGACAUUUUUGAAAACACGCUGCUCCCAAGAAGCAAUACGCUCUCACACACACACACAUAAACACAUUUUUAUUAUUUUGUUGUAUCCUUAGA